UAUUUCUGGUGUCACCUUACACCGUGUAGAGCCAUGAAAAUAGUUUUUUAAUAUUUCGUAAUUUUUAAACAAAUUUGUUGAAGAGAAGCACAUAUUGUCAUUUAAUUAACGAUCAAUUAUAUUUAAUAGAAUCGAAUUACUGUGAUGGAAAUAUGCAUUUUUGUAUCUCAACUUCAUUUGUUUUUUUAAUGUCCAGAUACUAAAGAAUUGAAAUGGCAAACCCAUAUUCUAUGAUACCUCAGCCUCCACCGCCACCACCACCACUUCCCACAUCUUUCCACAAUGGUAACCAAGUGCAAUGUUCUCCCUCAUUUUCCAGCAUCAGUGAUGGUGAAAACAACCAGGACACGUCCCCGCAAUCUAAAGUUUCCUGUUUUAAAACCCAUUCUUCUAAAUGCAAGCAAAAGGAAUUGCAGUUCCACCUGGUCGGUGCCAUAGAAUCUGGCAAUUUGGUACAAGUCCAAAAACUGGUCAAUAAUGGAGUAAACAUUGACUGCAUCAUUCUGUUAGUAAAAACACCGUUAAUUCAUGCAAUGGAACAAGGCCAAGAACAUAUUGCAAGUUACUUAAUUUCUUCUGGUGCCAACACCAAUAAAGCUGAACGGAACGCAUGGUUUCGCCAUCCUCUUCACACUGCUGUCUUUAAAAACAUGUAUAAUAUUGUACUGAAGCUUCUGGUUCAUGGCGCUGUUAUAGAAGCCCAAGAUGGUAAUGGUAUGACGCCUCUCACUUAUUCUGCUAUUUAUGGUAAUUCAGAAAUUACUAAGUUACUCAUUUCAUAUGGCGCCAAUUUAAACCAUGAAGAUUUUGUCAACAGAAUAGCUCUUCAUUUUGCUGCAGAACGGAAUUUACUUGACAUCGCUGACACCCUCAUCAGACUUGGAUCCAAUAUUGACCAUCAAGACAAAUACGGUUGGAGUCCCUUAUUUGGUGCUGUGAUGUACAAUCACAUAGAAAUGGUACAGUUGUUGUUGUCACGCCGAGCCAAUGUCCAGCUUCUUGAUUACGGUGGGGAUGGUAUCAUGCACUUAGCAUGCUCACGUUUCCGGCGCGAGAAAGUCUUUGUUGUAUUAUCCACUUCUGAAGACUUGUACAAGAGAAAGCGAAGAAUCCCUACCCUCAGUUUUCAGAAUCUUUGUGUAAAAUUCCGUGGUAGCAACAUCGACAUCAUUCACUGCUUGAUUGAUGCUGGUGCCAAUGUAUGCCUGUCUAACUAUGAAGGACUAACUCCACUUGAUCUCUGCAAAGAACAGAAUGUUAUGAAGAGUCUGGUGUCUGUUGGGAGUCCAAUAGAUCCCGGAUGGAUCCAGUCUGCCACGUUGUGUUCCGAAUCGGGAGAAAACACUGAAAUUAUUACUUGGCUAUUGGAGCAAUUCCAGUUACAACAGCGCCUGAUCUUUGCCUGUAAAGUGGCAAUCAGGCGCUAUCUUUCAUUUACAGGAUGCAUCUCUUCCGCUAUUCAAAAACUGCCGCUACCAAAUGCCAUGAAAGAUUUCCUUCAGCAAGUUUAUUAACUUAUUUUAAAUUUUUUACACUAUUAUUCUGUUUGUUUCUGAAUGUAGUUUUAGAAUUUUGGGUAUGUACAUAUAUAUAUAUAUAUAUAUAUG
Molecule: messenger RNA, 1607 nt
Organism: Octopus sinensis (East Asian common octopus)
Lineage: Eukaryota; Metazoa; Mollusca; Cephalopoda; Octopoda; Octopodidae
Product: ankyrin repeat and SOCS box protein 8-like
Exons: 3
Coding region: 213-1514 (433 amino acids)
Biological process (GO): regulation of gene expression
Cellular component (GO): nucleus
Molecular function (GO): protein binding
Source: RefSeq, a predicted model, not a curated record